CCUGAUAUAGACGGUGUUUUUAAAGCUGGAACACGAAUUAGAAUCGAUAUUUCUUCGAAAACGGACGCUAUCGAUAACUAUAACUCGAAUCGCCCAUGUAAACAAAGGAGGAUCUUUCGUUUUUCCCCUAUUUUUUCGUUGUUUUGGAUUAAAAAGUGGGAUGCAUUUUGAAGAGUGGACCCUUCUCUUGAAAUGUUACGCUGGUGUUUCUUGGAUUAGUCCGAGCUGACCAGAGCUACAGGCGAUGAAACCGUUUAUAUGCCGAGGAGGAGUCUAGCCGACAAGACUCUGAAGGACUGAACUAGGAAGGACGCAGCCUCGGUAGGAUCCAGCCUUCCGUUUGAGAAACACCUACCUAGUGACUUCAGUUGGUGUUUUCUGUCUCCAGGCAGGUAGGUGGCGGUAGUGCGCGUCUCAGUCGGGUGCGCGCGCAGAUCAAAUCUGAAGAAGAAGACGCUGCGCUGACUGUUGUCUGGUCGCUUGUGCUUCCUAUGCUAGGCCUCGAAACGAAAUUGAAAUAGUUCAAAGAUGAAAUAUUCAAACAUUAUCUCAGACGAUAUUUCCCUGUAAGGUAAGUUUAAAAUAAUGUUUUUCCACUAGCUCCUAUUUUGACUUGUGUAAAUAAGGGUAAAGUCGUGAUAUUGAAUAUAUAGGCUAAACGAGCAUGAGCGCUAUUUUCACAUUGUCAGUCCAAAUCCGAUUAUUUGUGUAUGCGAUUGGCAUUAAUGUAAAAUUGUUGUUAGGCCACACUGUUGCUCAGAUCCAGUUUACUUGGGUAAAGUUGGUUUUAUUUUGGCACAUUCGGACUAUUGCAUUCAAUUACUUUGUUAAUCACACUACAUUGGACAUUCACAAAUAAAUAUGACAUUAAAACAAUACUUGGCCAUUUUGAUUGAUUGUGAAAAAACAUUUAGUAGGUUGACAAUGAUGUCACUGAUUAGAAUUUGCAAAAAAUAGCUUUAUUGCACAUAUAAUUAGAAAGUUAUUGAACGUGGAAAUGUGUGAAUGUUGUGAAUGUGCGAAUAUAAAACCAACUUUACCCGAGUCAAAGACGUGGCGUUAACAGUUUGUGAGUCAUUGACUGUGUGAUUAACAGGUAAGCAGUGGGAUUCAUCUGCUGUGUCAGGUGCAAGACCACACCAUCUGCUGACCAACACAACUGUGUGUGUACAUUUCUGUCUUGCAGCACUUUUCAGCUUUAGGGCACACAUCGAUAAUGGCAGAAAUGAUCGGAGGUUUGAACCUGGUGUUACUGGGAAGAACAGGAAUUGGGAAAAGUGCUUCAGGAAACACAAUACUGGGACGAGAAGCUUUCAAAUCAAAGAAGAGCUCUACGUCAGUCACACGAGACGUAGCUGUGGAGUCUGGGACUGUCUGUGGACGACGGCUCACUGUUUAUGACACACCAGGACUGUUUAACACAGAGAUGAGUGAAGAUGAGAUUCAGCAGAAAUACAAAGAGGUUCUUCAGAGAUGUGAAUCAGGUCCCUGUAUGUUUCUGCUGGUGAUCAAAGCUGACAGAUUCACUGGGAAAGAGAGGAAAAGUGUGGAGAAGAUUGAGCAGCUGCUGGGAGGCGAGCGCCUGAAGAAAACCUGGAUUCUCUUCACCAGAGGAGACGAACUGGAGGAAGAAAACAUGACUAUACAAGAAUAUAUUAAUCUGUCUGAGCCACUGAAGAAAGUCGUUCAGAAAUAUGAUCAGAGAUACCACGUGUUCAACAACAAGACGAGAGGACCGAGUGAACAAGCUAGACUGCUACUUGUAAAAAUUACUCAGAGCUUGAAAGACGCUCCUGCUGACAGACGUUUAUCCAGACGGAUUGUUCUUCUGGGUAAAACUGGAGUUGGGAAGAGUGCAGCUGGAAACACAAUCCUGGGACAGAAAGAGUUCAGAUCUGUGAUAAGUACAAAUUCAGUGACGCAUAAAUCCUCAGUUGUUCACGCCACUGUUUCAUGCAGAUCUGUGUCUGUAGUGGAUACUCCUGGAUUCUUUGACACACAGAUGAAUCCUGACGACUCAUUGACAGAGAUAGCCAGAAGUGUUUAUAUAUCCAGUCCUGGACCUCACGCUUUUCUCAUUGUGUUUCCUGUGAUUAUGUGGUUCACUGAACAUGAGCAGCAGAUUCCUCAGAAGAUUGAGAUGAUGUUUGGUGAGGGAGUGUUAAAAUACUCCUUCAUUCUCUUCACUCAUGGAGAUCUGCUGGAAGAAGAGUCAGUAGAGAAACUCAUUGAGCAGAACAGUAGAUUAAAAGAUCUAGUUCAGAAGUGUGGAGGCAGAUAUCACGUCUUCAACAAUAAAGAUCUGAAUAACAGAGAGCAGGUGAAUGAUCUCCUCCAGAAGAUUGACUCAAUGAUAGAGCAGAAUGGAGGAAGACACUACAGUAAUCAGAUGUACAAAGAUGCUCAGAGAAUCAGACGAGAGGAAGAAGAGCAGAGACAGAGAGAUGAAGAGCAGAGAAAACAACAAGAGGAGAGACAAAUACAAGAGAAGAUUGAGAGAGUGAAGAAAGAGACAGAGAAGAGACUCCGGGCAGAGUAUGAUGUUAGAUCUGAACGAGAAAGACUUCGAGCGGAGAGACAGAGAGAUGAAGAGAAGAUGAAACAAAAAGAGGAGAAACAAAAAGACACCUGUGUCUGUAGUUGAUAAUCUUGAUGUGUAAUAUUUUCUCGUGAAAGGAGACAGAAGAGAAAACCAUAACGGGGUAGAAAAAGUGUAGUUCUGCAUCAUUUACCUUUCUCUGGAGCUGAUGAUGCAGUUGACACACUGAUCUCUGUGCUCCAGCUGAAGAGCAAUAGAGAGUAAAAUGCUGUCAUACAGCAGAAGAACUAGAAAUGAACUGGAUCCAAUGCACUGGAUUUGCAGCAGUCAGAGCAGAAGCUGCACAUCUUUUAACCCAUUUCUGUCAGAGCUAUUCAGCAUCUCAGCACAUCUGAACACUGGUGAUUUUCAGUGUUUCAGGAUGCAUGAUGCAGACAAGACCAAUGUCUAGCUGGUUUGAGGAGGUUGAACGAUAAUUCUUCAGGCAUUGCCCAGCCUGUCUUCUGACAUUCUGCAACAGAUCGCUUCCAGUCUUCAAAGCUCAGGACUCCAAUGCAAAGAAGACCUUAAGGAUAUUUUACCUGUAAUUCAAAUCAGAAAGCUCCUUCAAAUGUUUAAAUCAGAAACAGAGAUGGUCACGCUGAAUUUACAAGUACUACCAGCUCCAUCAGCGUCUUCUUCAACUUCUCCGUCAACUUGCAUCUCACUCAGAGACUUCCAGGCCAAGCCAGACCUCUACACAAAUGGACAGCAUUUCCAAGACGUGGGCUGAAACUUUUCAAGUCCCUUGGGACAACAUGCCUCCUGAAAUCUGAACAGCAAUUUCUACAGGAAAAAGAGCGAAACCUGCAGAAAGGCGCCAAAUGGUUAGAGUUUUGGUUGACGAGAUGCGCAAGUUUGAACUUAGCCCAGCACGUGCCCAGUGUCUUACAAUCUGUCAAAAGAUUGUAAGGGAGUACCCUAACACUUUUGGAGACAAAUUUCCAAAUGGCUCAUUCAUAGGAGGGGGAUAUACAUCACUCCUAAUUCAAGUGAAGACUCGAGUUGAAAAUUUGAACCAUGAGAGCAGCUUUGUCUGUCAUAGAGCAAAGCCAAACUCAGGAUGCAAAAGAGGACCAACGGACACCUAUGGCUGUGUGAGAUUUGAACCGCAGCUUCCACCCGAAGAGACAGCAGAGACAAUAGAGUCCAAAUGUAAAAGACUACAGGACAUUUAGAGAGCUACAUUCAGUCUUUUACGUCAGCAAUUAAAUUCCAUGUCAGCACCUUCAGUUGAAGACAUUAGGAGCCAGUGGCCAUACCUCUUCCACCAGAAGUCUAUCUGUGCCCACUUCAAGUUGCUCACUGACGUUGAUGUUCUGAAUGCUUUUGAGAUGUCCACGAUUGAAUGUGGUAAGGCUAUCAUUGAGUACUUCAAGAACAAAUCAAAGAAUGAAAAGGUGAAGGAUGUCCUGUCCCAGUCUGGAAACACAGAGAUGGCUCUCCUGCAUGUCAAGCUUCUAAUGUCCCAUUUUCAGGAACAUGAAGAUGGACUGGUGUUGCAUGCAGAUGUUGCUGCAUCUGAUGCUGAUAUUGAGAAGAAACUUAAUCUACCUGCAAGUCCUCGUCUCAUUUUGCUGGGUAUGGCAGAGGAGACAAAUGCUGUAAGAUGGAUGAUAAGCCUAGAGGGCCAUGUCAUUUGUGAUUGUGUCCAGUCACCAUUUGUCACUGCACUUGCUACGCUGUUUGCUGUGUACUACGUAUUCAACCUGCAGUAUCAAGAGGAGGCUUCUUGCACAUUGGAGUUUCUUCAAAGACGCUUUGUUGGAAUAAACCCAGAAAGAGGCUCAAAGACCGGCAGAGGCAAGGUGGUGAAUAAAAAGUCUGCAACAGUUAAUCCAAAGGUUGCCUCUCUCCUGAAAAAUCUUGUGGAUUUCGAAUGGGAUUUCAUCUAGACUAUACCUGCAUCAGUUUGAAGAUUCUGGAAUGUUUUUGGCCUGUUCCUGUUCCAGUUACUUGCCAGAUUUUUAUCUUUUGCUGCGAUCAAAACAUCAUCCACAUACCGAAGCAAUGCUGUACCUGGUGUCAGCUGCAAUGGUUCUAAGCUCCUUCUCAGUGCUUCAUUAAAUAUUGUUGGCGAUUCUGAAUAGCCCUGGCAGAGCCUUGUGAAAGUAAAAGCAAACCAAUAUUAGCUGUCUUUGUGAACUGGCACAGAGAAGAAAGGAUUAGAUAGAUCAAUAACUGAAAACCACUCAGCAUCGCUUGGCACUUCUGACAAAAUUGUAUAUGGAUUUGGAACAUUUGGAGCUCGUGCUUGAACUGCUUCAUUCACGGCCUGCAGAUCUUGCACAAAGUGCCACUCUGUUGGUUGGCCUGCGUCCCUUAUCUUUUUGACAGAGAAGAUAGGUGUACGCACAGGAGAAUUCUCCAGGUCACAAUUAUCCCAGCUGCUCUUAAUGAUUCAAAAACUGGUGUUAUACCUUCAAUAGCCUCCUUGAGGAGGCUUACAUGGUCUGUAAUCAGAUUUUGGAGUGAUUUUAACUGGUUCACAAUUUUUAAUCAGCCCCACAUCAAAUUGAGGUGAAGCCCAAAGUGUUUUAGGGACUUCUUUGAGGGCAGGAAUAGCAACAGCUUCAUUCUCUGUGAGAAAACAGUGAUCUGCUACUGCGCAAUCAAUCACACAGACUGUGGGUACAGCUUUAACAGCAGACUCAUGCAAACACCUUCGGUAUGCAGACAGCAUUGGAUUGUAUUCAACAUUUUCCUCUGCUGUCCCCACCCAAUUCACAUCUUUACAAAUAAACCAAUGUCAAACCAAUUGUUCUUUUUGGACAAUGAGACGUGGAAGAGAAUCAAAAAACUUUUGCUGCUGAUUUCUCAGCUCAACAGUAACAGCACAUUUGUUUUCUAUCCAGAUUAACCAUUUCAAGUCUAUCGUGUCUAUACAUUGAAACCAUUUCAUCUCUUCCAAAUGAUACAUGUGCUAGAAUUAGGUGAAACUCUGUCUUUUGCAGCAUUGACAAGUUUUUUUUCCACACAAUUCAUCAUCUUUCAGUUUCCACUGCUAAAUGUACAACUGUGAUUGUUGGAUUGUGGCUAAAGUUUGAAUUUGGCAUUGGACCACUUGAAUUCCAUCUGGGCUAGCUAACAGAGAAAAACCCAGUUUGCACAUUAAAUCUCUUCCUAACAAAUUUUGAGGGCAGUUUUCUGACAGUAGGAAACAAUGUUUAAAGCUCAUGCCAUUCUCAUCCUCACAUCUCAAUGGUAAAGUGAAAUUCUCUGACAGUAUGACCAGAUGCAGAAGUUGAACAGAAGUUGCACUUAAUUUUGGCAUUGGAUCUAUUUCAUCCAUUCUGAUUACAGAAUUGCUAGCCCCGCUAUCAGCCAGAAAGGUAAUUUCAACUCCUCCUACCCAUAAUCUAAUUUGUGGCAUUUGUUUAUAUGCUAAAUCAUUCAAAUUACUAUAUGUGCCUAUUUUCUUGUCAAGAGAAGAUUUGUCAUUUUCUAGUCUUGCAAUGUGAUCAUGUAUCAGAGCAAGCAUAUUUACUUCAUUGCAGUUAGCUGGGUUAGAAGUGUGUGUGCGUUUUGUUCUUAUCUGAUUCUGCUGCGUGGCCUCGGUGGACUUUGCUCCUGACUCCCCCCUCCUUCUCUGAUUUCUGCUGUGAAAUUCUCUGUUGUCAGUCCGUCUUUGCCUUUGCCGGUCCAGCCUCCACUCAACCCAUCAAAGCUGGGCACUCCGACUUCCAGUGUUCUCUCUCUCAGCAGUAAUAACAAACAUCUGGAUCGAUCUGAGACAGUCCUUGUCCUCUGCCUCUCCCACAUCCCCUCUCCUCGGCCUCUGUUCCUCGUCUCGGUGGGCCUUUGUGCAUCGUCAGAGUUGUCAGUUGAAGCUCUUUCACCUUUUUCUUUCCCCCUCUUUCUUCCAGCAGUCUUUCUGCGUGGAGAGCAUGCUGUCUAAUCCUUUCCUUAAGCUAUCUCAGGUUUCAGUCCACUCAUGAAGCUGCUUCGCGGAUGAGAUUCCCAUAUCUGUGGAAUGUCUCCUCUCUCAUUUCGUUCCAGUAAUGCAGAAGUUGAUUUUGGUGGUGUUCACUCUGACUGGAAAAUCAGUCUUGAUCCGUUGACACAGUGUUUCCACCGCUUGACGAUAUGCUUCAUUGUCGGUGUGAUUCCAGUCUACGUUCUUCCUUUGGGUGUUGCCCGUGGGGAAAUGUGGUCUUAUUUUGUGCCAGUCUGUGGCCCCCAGUUUGAGCAUAAGCAAAGUUUCAGUUCUUGCAUGGUGGGACAAAAUUAUUGACAGAACAAGUCCAAGUCAUUUGCAAACUUUUCUCCAGAGUCUUUGUGGUGAAGCAGGUGUGUCAUAGCCUCUUUGAAGUCUCUGUCAUUCCAUGGCUGGAAAACCAUUACAGUUCCAUCCGGUCCAGCCACUUGAAUCAUGGGGAAAGCUCCGACGUGCUCUCCUCUUUCCUCCCGUUCAUCCUCGUUCAGGCUGUCCGGUUACAGUGUCACUUUCUCAUGAGCUUUAGAUCUGGAGCUUACUCCAUUCACGGAGUAUUUUAUUGCUCUGAUGCGAGCACCGGUGCGGUUGCAGCUGCGCUGUAGGAUGGAGGCAGCGGUGGUGGUGGCUGUGGUAAUUGAAUCUGAAGCUGCUGUGGCAUUUGUCGAUAGGGGUGAGGCCAGGAGUCUAAAUCAAAGUCCACUUUGGCACACUGCAGUUCUCUAAGGGGAUAAAGAGAAGAAUUUUGAGCAGUAUGAUCUGAUCUUUUGUCAGCCCUUGCUGCAGAGUUAGCAAUUUUUUGUUCGUUUCCAAAUGACAGCUCCUUUGAAGCCUGCCUUUUUUCUCGGCGUUCUGCUUCUUCAACCCAGUAAGCUUUUUCUUAUCUUUUAAUUUGUUUUCACAUUUUUCCAAGCUCUCUUUUACUCUGUUCAGAGCCAUUAUGCUAAACGUAUCCCUUUUUGGAAAACCAUGAUUCUCAACCCACUCGGGUAUCACUUCCAUGAUUCUUUUCCCAUAUUUCUUUUUCAUUUCAUUAUAAAUUGGACUGUCCAAAUCAUCUAGAUCGAUCUUAGACUUGACAUUUCCAGACCCCAUUUUUGCAAUACAAGACUUUACCUGGAACGCGUCCUCUUUCCCUCACAUGUGAUCGUCACCACCGUAUGGCUUCGCACUUACUCGCACGUAGUCUUGUCACCCCCUUGUCUUACUUCCUUGCAAGACGGACCUGCUUACUUGCAGACCUCUUUUUCACUUACCCGUGAAAAAACCCGUUUCACUUACUCGUGAAACCAAUGGAUGGCUCAGCCUUGCAUCAUAAAGUCUGGGAAUAUCAAACCUCAAUUUACCAAAUUAAAACCCACUUUGAAUAAAAAUGAAUUAUUUUAAGUUUUAAGACAAUUGGAAUUUCAAAAUCAGUCUCACUGUUUGUAGCACGUUUUUUCUGAUCCAUUGAGAAACCAGCAGUGAAGGUCCAAAGCCCUCAGACGUCAGUCGCCUCUUCCCUGAAACCUUUCGAGGUUUAGGACUAAACCCUUUGUGGGUGUAGGGUGAUCAGCCAACUAACGUCCUCUGGUCCCGGACGAUCAGCUGUGGAGUCCCAUCACUCGUCACCAGUUAAGAGUGGGGCUAGUGCGCGGGCCCAUUCCGCUGGAUCCCAUCCCUCCAUAGUCGCCGUGUUCUCGAACAUUUGUAAGUAGGCCUCCACGUCAUCAUGCGCCGUCAUUUUUGGCAGGAGCUGGGUGGCUUGAACUCGCGGAUCCGGUAACGGAACGCGCUGGCAGGCGGCCGUGCGGAGAGCGGCGAUUUCCUGGUCAGUCUGGCCCUGACGGCUGACCAGAUGUUCCAUAAUCUGCUGCUGGCGCAGGCUGACUUCGGUGAGGUGCCGGAGAAGUUCUUCCAUCCUUAAGGGGGAGGAGUAUCUGCCGUCCUGGAAGUGCACAGAAACAGAAGAAAAAAAAGGAGGGGUUGAACCGCGUGUAUCACUUGUCGGUGAAACUUCCGAUCAUGCCCGCAUUCUCCACCACUGUGACGGGGCGGAAGAAUCACGCGACAAGGAGUGCUCAAAUAAAGACCCCGGAGGGUGGAUUUAUUCACAAACUGUGUCAGUGUAAAGUGAGAGGUGGCAGGCUGGCGUGAAAUAGUGCUCUCGGGCGUUCUCUCCCGGUGCGAAGUGUGCGUCGUGCGGCUCUCGUCAGAGCGGGGUCGGUCACUCGCUGGGUUCUGGGAGGAAGAAAGAGAAAGCACAUUAGUCCUCAGCCUGAGCGAACUCUCCCUAUCCCGCAGCCUCACACGGCUUAUCUGGCCGCGGGCUGACGAGCUUCAGUAUAUAUAUAUAUUCGUGUAUAUAUUUAAAACGUAAUUUAUUCCU
Messenger RNA from Onychostoma macrolepis, 8880 nucleotides. Its product is annotated as GTPase IMAP family member 9-like. The transcript is spliced from 10 exons. The record is from RefSeq and is a predicted model, not a curated record. Gene Ontology annotation, molecular function: GTP binding. Bases 1217 to 2644 code for a protein of 475 amino acids. NCBI's taxonomy places the organism in Eukaryota, Metazoa, Chordata, Actinopteri, Cypriniformes, Cyprinidae.